Seminavis robusta is the source of this 912-nucleotide messenger RNA. The record is from the annotation of a GenBank genome assembly. NCBI's taxonomy places the organism in Eukaryota, Bacillariophyta, Bacillariophyceae, Naviculales, Naviculaceae.
AUGGAGGAUAGAGAAAGAAUCUCACCGUGUUUGUCACCUCCAACAUUGCGUAUUCCUAUAUCAGGAAUCCGUCGCCCAGGCAACAAUGAUGUGAUGUUUGGCAGAGGAGGGGAUACUAACUAUCACGAGGGAAACCAUCGCUUUCGAGCGCUGAUAGCUACGCACUACAAAGAGCGGUACCGCAAUGCAAAGACAAGGGAAGAGAAGUCCAUUAUUGGACAAGAGGUUGUGAUUCACUGGAGGUCGUCCGAUCCUCCAGGAAGGUUUCUGACAAGGACCGACGCAUCUUUAGGUAGCAACAGUUUGUGGCACGACGUCGGAGACGAAAUGGCGUUCAGGAAGGCCAUCAAAAUCCUCGGCGAAAAGACAAAAAGACAACGAAAGUCUCCCCCCACCAGAACACACAAUCAAACCUCGGAAUACAUGGAGCCUGCCAGAUCCCAAUCGUUUUUACCAUUAGCGAUAGCUACUGCCGGUACCAGUCAGAGUAGAAGAGAACUUGAAUCUUCAGGGGAGGUGCUUUCAACGGCCCAGGGGACAUCGCGGUCGACUUCUAAUCCGGAUGCUGCAACAACCAUGUCUUUCCAGCAAAGUGUGCAAGAACCAAUCCUUCCCAGCACACAUGCAUCGGGACGGAUACAAGACAGCGACGAAACUUUGGAUGACGUUGUGGGGAAAUUUUGUUUCAUCCAAGGACCUCGGGGCCAGCUACUAUUAGGGGACGGUAGCUGGACCAUUGAACGCAUAGCUGCUACGGUGCCAAAUGCAGCGUCCUUGACAGCGAUGUUUGACAGUGAAGGAGCCUCCAAUGGUACCGGAGCAAGGGAAGUCAGCCAGGCUAAAGAGGAGCAAACAGAAAAAUGGACAGAAGCAGAAAAUGGACAGAAAAGAGACAGAAAGGACAAUAAAUAG